This is a messenger RNA of Ipomoea triloba (trilobed morning glory), 4237 nucleotides long. RefSeq lists its product as uncharacterized. The record is from RefSeq and is a predicted model, not a curated record. The coding region runs from base 276 to 3536 and encodes 1086 amino acids. Lineage: Eukaryota; Viridiplantae; Streptophyta; Magnoliopsida; Solanales; Convolvulaceae. The transcript has 4 exons.
GGGCAACCAGAACUCCAGAAGUUAACCCUAGUCUCUCGCACUAUAGCUACUCACUCUGCCGUCUCUGCGUCUCGACUCUCCUCUCCGCUCGCCCGCGUCUGCCCUUGUCUCUUCUCCGCUCGACGGCGCCUACACCGGACCACCGUAGCACUACUCGCCGCCUCCAUCGUAGCCCAUCCGCCUCCACCGACCACCGCAGUCCAGCCGGCAGCCGCUCCAAUGAAGCGUUCCGGACGACCUUCAAAUCCUCCAAUUCCUCCAUCACAGUCUGUUUCAUGACUUUACAGAUUGAUUGUGCUGCAAUGGGAGAUACUGAUCGUAGCUGGAUGUAUGGGAAACGCAAUACGUUAGAAUAUAUGCGAGGGGUUGAAAAUUUUCUCAAAUAUGCUGAAGAAAAUAAAAGUAAAAAUGCUGAAGAAUUUCUUGUGUGCCCCUGUUGUGAUUGUAAGAAUCUGAGGAAAUUCCGUAGCUCUGAGCAAGUGAAGAGUCAUUUAAUAUGCCGUGGGUUUAAGAAAGGUUAUGACCGGUGGAUAUGGCAUGGUGAAAGUGUACUUCCUAGUACAAGCACCAGUGAUAAUAGGAUAGGCAAUGAUGAAGAGAAUGAUGAUAACACUGAUACAAAUGGAGAGAAUGAUCGAUUAGAUGAACUCAUACGUGCCAUUCAAGGAAAUUUUAAUGAAGUGCCUCAUGUAUUAGAAAGUUUGUUUGUUAAUUCAGAAAAACCUUUGUUCUCUGGGUGUAGUAGAUUUACAAAGUUAUCUGCUGUGUUAAAAUUAUAUAAAUUAAAAGCAGAGAAUGGGUGGAGCGAUAAGAGCUUUACGCAGUUAUUAGAACUUUUAAAAGACAUGCUUCCUGAUGAUAAUGAGCUUCCUAUUUCAACUUAUGAGGCAAAGAAAAUGUUGUGUCCGUUAGGUAUGGAGAUUAAGGAAAUACAUGCAUGUCCAAAUGAUUGUGUACUCUAUUGGAAAAAGUACAGUGAUUUACAUGUGUGUCCAAAGUGUGGGGUAUCACGUUACAAAAGAAAGGGUGUUGAUGAUGGGUGUAAGGGUAAGAAAGGCCCUCCGGCGAAGGUGUUAUGGUAUUUACCAAUAAUUCCGAGGAUCAAACGUUUGUUUGCGAAUCCAAUUGAUGCGAAAUAUUUGCAGUGGCAUGCUGAAGGGAGAAAAAAUGAUGGAAAAUUAAGACACCCAGCCGAUUCUCUUCAAUGGAAGAACAUUGAUCGAGCGUUUCCUAAAUUUGGUAAUGAGAAUAGGAAUCUUAGGCUUGGGUUAUGCACCGGUGGAAUGAACUCCCAUGGUAACAUUAACAGUCGACAUAACACUUGGCCGGUUCUUUUGGUUGCUUACAAUCUUCCUCCUUGGUUGUGUAUGAAUCGUAAGUACAUCAUGCUGUCAUUGCUUAUUUCAGGGCCUAAACAACCAGGAAAUAACAUAGAUGUGUACUUAGCACCACUUGUGGAAGAUUUGAAAAUGUUGUGGAAUGAAGGUGUGACGGUAUUUGAUGCAUAUAGUCAAACAAACUUCACUUUGCGAGCUAUGAUAUUUUGCACAAUAAAUGAUUUUUCAACAUAUGAUAACUUAUCAGGCUAUAAUACUAAAGGAGCGAAGGCAUGUCCUAUUUGUGAAGAUGAAACAAAUGAUCUUUGGUUGAGCAACAGUAAAAAAAAUGUCUUCAUGAAUCAUCGGAUCUUUCUCCCUACUGGUCAUCCUUAUCGAAAGAAGAUAAAGUGUUUUAAUGGAAAAGCUGAGACACGAGUUGCUCGCUUUCCAUUAUCAGGGCGUGCGGUUUAUGAACGAGUUAAAAAUCUUGAAUUGGGUAAAACAUCUAAACUUGCUAAAAAUAAUCUUUGGAAAAAAAAGUCAAUAUUUUGGGAUCUACCAUAUUGGGAGCAUUUAUCUGUACGACAUUGUCUUGAUGUGAUGGAUGUUGAAAAAAAUGUUUGUGACAGCAUUGUUGGAACAUUAUUGAAUAUGCAGGGUAAGACUAAAGAUGACAUUAAUGCUAGAAAAGAUAUGGUAGAAAUGGGAAUACGAGAUAAGUUAGCACCGCAAGAAUCAGGAGCGCGGACAUACUUACCUCCAGCUUGUUAUACUAUGUCUGAAAUAGAGAAAACAAGCUUUUGUGCAUGUUUGAAUGAUGUGAAGGUUCCUAAAGGUUACUCAUCCAAUGUUAAAAAACAUGUUUCAAUGAAGGAUUUGAAGUUGGUUGGAAUGAAGUCUCAUGUUUGCCAUAUUCUAAUGCAGCACAUGUUACCCGUAGCAAUUCGAGAUGUUUUACCAAAACAUGUUAGGCAUGCCAUUAUAAAACUUUGUUUCUUUUUCAAUGUUAUUUGUAGUAAAGUUGUUGAUAUUGAGGUGUUGGAUGAUUUGCAGGCAGAUGUGGUAGUGACUCUAUGUCAAUUUGAAAUGUAUUUCCCUCCCUCAUUUUUUGACAUUAUGGUGCACUUAAUUGUUCAUUUGGUGAGAGAAAUUAAGAUGUGUGGUCCAGUGUUUUUAAGAUGUAUGUAUCCAUUUGAGAGAUUCAUGAAGAUAUUGAAAGGAUAUGUGAAAAAUCAGUUUCAACCAGAAGGUAGUAUCAUUGAAAGUUAUGUUGCUGAGGAGGUGAUUGAGUUUUGUACGGAUUAUUUGGCAAAUGUUGAAUCUAUUGCUGUUCCUAAAUCUCGUCACGAGGGUAAACUUACAGGGAAAGGUACUAUUGGGCUUAAACUAGAUUCACAAAAAGCUGAAAUUCGUGAUAAAGCUCACCGCGUUGUAUUGCAACAUGAAUCUGAGGCUCAUCCAUACUUUGACGAACACCUGUCCAUGUUAAGGCAUGAAAAUCCUUCAAAGAGUGAAAUGUGGGUGACCAAUGAACACAACCGCACAUUUAUAAGAUGGUUCAAAGAUAGAGUGAUGCAAGAUUUAUCCAAAGUUCCAAAUAACAUCAGUGAAACCAUUAAGUGGCUAGCUUAUGGCCCUGGUAUGCUUGUGUUCUGUUAUGAAGCAUAUGAAAUUAAUGGGUAUACGUUUUACACAAAACGUAAAGAUGAUAAGAGUUCUGUGCAAAACAGUGGAGUUACAUUAGAAGCACUAUCCAGAGAUUACUCUAGUGCCAGAGAUACCAAGCCAGAAGAUGUUGCUAUGCCAUAUUAUGGUGUGAUUGAAGAAAUUUGGGAACUUGAUUUUGUAACUUUUAGGAUUCCUCUAUUCCGGUGUAGUUGGGUUGAUAACAGACGAGGUGUUCGAAUAGAUGAAUUGGGUUUUACUUUAGUAGAUUUUGAUCAGUUGGGUUAUCAGGAUGAGCCAUUUAUACUUGCAUCUCAAGCAAAACAAGUUUUUUAUGUUUCUGAUCCUGUUAAUAGUAAGUGGUCAAUUGUAUUACAAGGAAAAAGAAAUAUUGUUGACGUUGGAGAUGCUGUGGAUGAAGAAGAAUAUGAUCACUUUGAUGAAACACUUCCAUUUUCUAUUGGCAUUCAAGCUUUAGGGGAAGAUAACAUUGAAACAAGUUACAUGCGUUGUGAUCAUGGGGAAGGCUUGUGGAUUGAUAAUCACACAUAAUCAUUUUUUGUUAAAAAAUUUCUACUUCACAACCUACUUCAGAGUCUAAAUCAUAGCCUAAGUGAUGAAGUACAUGAAUUGAGGCAAUGAUGGUCAAAUGCAUGAAGUCUAAGAGACAUGGAGUUUGGUGGCUACUUUUAUUGGAAAUUUGGAUUAGCUUUAAAUAUUUUUAAUAUUUGUAAUUCUCUUUAUGUUUAUUUUACCAUUCCCAUGCAUGCUUUUAAUAUUUGCAACUCUUCUAUUUUCUUAGUUUUUUAUUUAAAUAAGUUUUUGUAUUCAGAAGUUAAGUUUUCAAUAUUAUUGAAAGCCUUUGAGUUUGAAUUAUAUUGUUUGUGUUCUUGUUUCCCUUAUCCUACAUCACUAAGACGAGAAGUCCUACAACCUGCAAGAGAUUGAAAAAGAAGAAGGUAUAUGAAGUAAUAAGUGUUGAGUUUGAUGAGUAUCAUAAAGUCUCUCAGUUUAUUAAGAACUUCAAUUCUUGCAUUGGCACUUUGGUUCGGUUGCAUUUGGAUAUUAAUAUAGUGAUUGACAUGAAGUUGACAAAGGAUUGAAGGAUACAAUUUGGGAUUAUGUUAAGCUAGAAAGUGUUCAACAUUGAAGAUCAUCAAUUGAGAGAAACAAUAUUAAAGGUUGUUGGGCUGCAGUGGAAGGUUUUUAAAACCAGAAUAGUGCAUGAAUACAUUGACAAGAAGCACCCAAAA